AACGAACUUUUAUUAACAAAAAAUUCAAAUGACAUGCAAAAAAUACCACAGUAUACAGUACUAGCUUAUUUUUGUUUUCUAUUAUCAGAGAUGCUCAAUCUUUACGUCAAUUCGGCUCUUUCUUCCUUAUAAAGGAAGAAAAAGAAUCUGUAUAAAGUAUAAGCCAAAUCGUCCCAAACAUAAAUGCCAAUGUAGAAUUAUUCCAUCACCCUUAGUGGAUAUCGCAAAUUAACCUUUUGCACUCGGCAUAUUUCUCAUUUCUCUAUUUGUUUCUUUUUUCCUACAAUGUUGAGGCGAAACUUCAGGGAAAUAUAUAUUUCUACAAAAUUUGGAGCUUGUGUAAUUUUGUGCUAUAUAAUCACCGAUAAUCUCUUUGUGUCCCGUUAGGGGAGAUAUCCGAGUUGUUUGUUGAAUUUACAGCGUAUCCUUAGAGGAGACAGUCGAGUAUGAAGAGUUAAAAUUCGUGUCGGACGGUGUAAUUAAUUAAAAGUCAAGCUUUGUUGGCAAAGUGACAUUCGAACAAUUUUCCUUCGACUUUAGAAUACAAAUACAACUGUCCUUUCUUAAACGAAAUAUGUGGAGUAUGGGUAAAUUGAAACACGAUGACAGCCUAUUAUGGGAACAUAUUACAUACAUCAAUCGAAAAUCCUAUUCUUGGUUUUAGCGACCCUCCUAUCAGCAUCUGGGCUUUUUAUUUGAUUGAUAUACAGGUACAAUAAAAAAGGAAUUAAAAUAUUUUGUGGAAAUUACCAUUAAUACGAAUCAUUAUUUGUUGAUCGAAGUUACGAUUUGUUUUAACAUUUUGGUGGUGCAAAAAAGAUUUCCCUCGCAUGAAAGAUAUGUCACGAGAGGAAAACGAAGAAUUAGGAAUUCAUACAAGCGAUGUACUGCGUAAAAAGCACUUUCGUUUAUUGUUAAGUAAAUGGGUGUGUAUUACAAGCAUCUUGCAAAGACCGCAGAAAUCGGUGCAAUGACUCCGAUCAUUACAAAUAUUCAUAAAGAUUGUUUUAUGAAUUUUGUAGAUGAUUUCGUAAAUUAUGGGAUCUACAACUAUAGGUCAACAAAGUCAUUAAUGACUAUUCUAUCCGAUGUUAAAAAUUUGAUGUCACGGCAUAAUGUAAUGUUUAAAUUUAAACGCGUUGAUUAAAAAUUCGAUUGUCUGCAAUGCUGUUAGAAGUGAAAGAUGUUGUUGCAGUGUUUAAAGUCGUUAUCAACUCUUGUCCCUUUUAUCUGUUAUAUGUUUGAAAGUAUGACGCGAUAGUGGGAAAAUGAAAUCGAUUGUUGAAUGUAUUUUUAUCAGACGGCUUUUUUUCUUUUAGAAAAUUAAUUCAAGCUUUUUGUAUAUGUAAAAGCUAAACAUAUGUAUAUAAUGGACAUGUACUAAAAAUAUAUUACAAAAAAUAAAUGUUAUAUAUGAUUUUGAAAGCGACUGAUCACAUGACGCCACGAAAAGAGUUAUCAUCUAAAAGUAACAAAAAAAAACUCCUUUACCGUUUCAAAGUUAAUGCAACAGCACGUUUCCAAAGAAGGAGCAAGGUCGCUGAUCGUCGUUAUUUGCCAUAGCUAGAAUUUUAUAUACUCAUCUCUUAUAUAGUAAACAUACAGAAUACAUGACGACCUUGUUAUCAGCAUCAGCCACUUUUUGAACGAUACACUUCGACUUUCCGUAUACUGAUUAUUUCACGCUUGAUCACUUCAUAUUUGUUCGCUGACCAUAAUACACGAGUACUGCUAGCAAUUCAACACUCGAUUAUUUGAUUUUUCCUCUGGUUUUGCCGAAUUCUUCAGAAAUAUGAAGAUCGCCGUGAUCGGUGCUGGAUCAGCUGGUCUUGCUGCUUUACGGCAUUGCACUUCCGGUACAUACGACACUGAGGUAAUAUGCUACGAAAAAACUGAUCAAGUAGGCGGUACAUGGGUUUACAGGGAAGAAACUGGUUUAGAUCUAUACGGUCUACCAAUACACACUAGUAUGUACAAAAAUUUAAGAACGAAUCUUCCGAAGGAAGUUAUGGGGUAUCCUGAUUAUCCUGUUCCCGAUACUCCCGACAGUUAUUUGACUCGCACGCAAAUACUUGAAUUUUUAAAUUCUUACUGCAAUCAUUUUAAUCUUCGCCAGUAUAUCCGGUUUUUUCAUAACGUGGAAUUAGUGGAGCCAUCGACAGGGGACCGGAAGUGGACGAUUAAAGUAAAAAAUCUAGAAAAAGAUACUGUCUUAACAGAAUCAUUUGAUGCAGUUAUGGUGUGUAAUGGUCAUUACUUCGAACCCAGUACGCCAAAUUUAAAAGGUCAGCAGACUUUCCAAGGGCAGCAAUUGCAUAGUCAUGAUUAUAGGAUGCCGGAUAUUUUUACCGAUAAGACUGUACUUGUACUUGGCGCCGGGCCUUCCGGAAUGGAUUUGGCUUUGGAAAUAUCAAGGAAAGCAAAGCGUGUAAUUUUAAGUCACCACCUGAAGGAUCCUAUAGGCACUGUAUUUCCUGAAAAUGUUGUUCAGAAACCAGAUGUAAAAGAAGUGACUGAACACGAUGUUUUUUUCGAAGAUGACAGUAAAGAAACCGUGGAUGUGCUUUUUUAUUGUACAGGGUAUAAAUAUAGUUUCCCCUUUUUGAGUGAAAAAUGUGGAGUACGGGUAGAUUCCAAUAUGGUAACACCAUUAUGGAAACAUUUAGUAUCGAUCGAAAAUCCCACCCUGGCCUUGGUUGGUCUUCCCUUCUAUGUUUGCGCUUUCAGCAUGUUCGAUCUGCAGGUCCGUUUUAUCUUGCAAUAUUGGUUUGGCAAGAAAGACUUUCCUUCUAAAGCGAAUAUGUUACAAGAAGAAGCGGAAGAAUUUGAAAACCGCAGAAAAGAGGGCUUGGAAAAAAGACACUUCCACAUGAUGGGAUUCAAGCAAGGCCAUUACUAUGACGAUUUAGCAAAUACUGCGGGAAUAACACCAUUGCCACCGGUUCUUACAAAAUUGCACAACGAAAGCAGUACGCGCUUCUUAGAUGACCUGGUGCAUUAUCGAGAAAGUAGAUAUAGGAUCAUCGAUGACUAUAAUUUUAUUCAGCUUUGAAAUGAUAUAUUUUGUUCGCAAUAAAGAAUAAACAUUCUCCGAUCUUAUACAAUUAGUAUAAAGAUAUUUUGUGCUGAAUAGAUCCAAUUAUAGAGAUUAUAUAAAACAGACUGAAAGCAUGUAGCUUUCUUAUCCUAUUUUAUAAUAUUAACGAUGACAUGAUAGAUGAAUUGUACACCUUUUUGUUACGUAAUAAUAUAAUAGUAGGUCAGAAAAGA
Bombus huntii is the source of this 3270-nucleotide messenger RNA. Its product is annotated as senecionine N-oxygenase-like. Gene Ontology annotation, molecular function: N,N-dimethylaniline monooxygenase activity; flavin adenine dinucleotide binding; NADP binding. NCBI's taxonomy places the organism in Eukaryota, Metazoa, Arthropoda, Insecta, Hymenoptera, Apidae. The record is from RefSeq and is a predicted model, not a curated record. Bases 1793 to 3052 code for a protein of 419 amino acids. The transcript has 8 exons.